Messenger RNA from Drosophila arizonae, 2046 nucleotides. It is a transcript of the gene Rilpl, whose product is annotated as Rab interacting lysosomal protein like. Gene Ontology annotation, cellular component: cytoplasm; ciliary basal body. Gene Ontology annotation, molecular function: dynein light intermediate chain binding; small GTPase binding. Lineage: Eukaryota; Metazoa; Arthropoda; Insecta; Diptera; Drosophilidae. Gene Ontology annotation, biological process: cilium assembly. The record is from RefSeq and is a predicted model, not a curated record.
AAUUCAUUCCAAGAAAAUGCCCGCAUUUGCAAGAGAUCAUUCAGAUGAAAUCAAAUUGAUCAAUUGAAAUAAUUGGCCAAGUCAGUGGAGCGCAACGCUCAUCUCUAUGCCGGAGCAGAAGCAACGCUGCGCGCAUGUGUAGAGCGAGAGCGAACAACGCUCGCUUUGCAUAGAUAGCUCUCGGCGGCCAGCUGCGAACGCUCCACUCGGCAGGGGAGUGUGUGGGGGCAGAAUUUGCAAGUUUUUAUUUAUUACUCAUCCAGCGAGUAUGCAGUCAUCGAAAGACUCGUGAAAACCAGGUCCAGUUGCAGGUCCAAGUUCGAGCUCGUUGCAUAUGCGCAUAUUUUGUUGUAACAUAUGUGCAAUUUGUUUGUUGUGGGCGACCGAGCAAAGCGAUAAAGUGAAUGCGAAUUCGAUACACACCAAGCCAAGCCAAGCCAAGCCAAACCAAGUCAAGUCAAGCCAAUUGCGUGCGAGUGUGUGCGUGCCAUUGUGUUUGUGAGUGCGUGAGUGUUUACAUAGAGCUGAAGUGAAGCCCCAGCUCCCCCAUCGAUAGAUAGAUAGCAAAGCGCCAGCUGCUGUGCGUAGCUGAAUUCCCACACAGUUGAACGACGCUCGAUGCCCGGCUUCCAUCUCAAUGAAAUGGGGGAAAUGGUCUUGGACGCCAUCGAUGACAUUGGCGUGGUCGAUGUCUACGAUCUGGCAUCGGAUAUUGGCAAGGAGUAUGAGCGCAUCAUGGAUCGCUAUGGCACCGAUGCGGUAAGUGGUCUGAUGCCCAAGAUAAUUAACACGCUGGAGCUCCUGGAGGCAUUGGCGACGAAAAACGAGCGCGAGAACACCACCAUACAGGAGCUGCGCGAGAAAAUAGCCCAGCUGGAGAGCGAGAAACUGGAGAAGGCCGAGUUUCGGCGGCGCUUCGAAAAGGAACUGGAACUGAUUGAGGAGCAGUGGCGCAGCGAGACGAACGAGCUGGUCGAACUGGUCUCCUCGCUGCAGGACGAGAACAAGCGGCUGGUGAAACAGACGCAGGACCUGCAAUCGUCAUCGGCCCAAAGCUCCGGCCUGGGCGCCAGCCUCACCGAGAGCAUCAUCAGCAUGACCAACAACGAGCUGCACAGCGCCCUCUCCGACACGCAGGUGCUGCAGCGGCUCAAGGAGCAGAUAUACAAGCAACGGGACGAGCUGAAGCAGCGCGAGCGCGAACUCCAGGACAAGUACAGCGAGCUGGAGCAUGUCAACAUUCAGGCGGAGCGCUUGAAGGCGUCGGAGCGGGAUACGCGACGCCGGCACAAGCUGAUGCAGGCACAGGUGAAGACGCUGUGCGAGGAGCGUGCCGAUUUUCUCGCCCAGCUGCAGGAUCAGUGCCGUGAGAUCAAUCAGCUGCGCAAGCGUCUGGGUCUGGCCGAAAAGGAGAACGAGGAUUUGGUGCAGUCGUACGAUGACGACCAAAACGAUCCAAACCGGCCGCGCUAUACGACACGAGARCUGAAGGAGCUGAUCAGCGAACGGGACGAGCUACUCACAACCAUUGACAACCUCAACGAGCAGCUGGCCGAGCUGAAGCCAGCGAACAGCGGCAAGCGGACUCGCCAAAUAUCCAGCUCCGAUGACAGCGACGACGACGACGACGACAACGAGGCCGACGAUGGCGUUGAGGCCGAUGUCGAGGAUGAAAAUGUCGCGGGCGAGACGCCUCCGGGACACGAUGCGCCCGUACAGGGACCUUUGCCCUAUGAGCCAGACGAUGCACCCUGGAAGAAAAGCUCCGAGUCGGGCAUACGCAAAUUCUUUCGUAAACUGUUCUCGGAUCCAUCGGAUGGCAGCAACACAUUCCCGAAACGUUCCUUGGCCACGCUCUCGAAAAUGGCCCUAUCCGCUACGCCCGGCGAGCUGAAUCCCUGUCUGUCCUUUGCUAUUAUGUUUUAUAUGCUCGCUAAGUAUUUACCGAUUUCUUUUAUGAUGUACAUAAUUUAUAUAAUUGAUUGCUGUGCUCUCAUAAUCAUAAGUUGUUAUUUCUGUUUUACGUGAUUGUUUAAUAUGUAAUUA